CUUGUUCUUCGCAAAUGGUGUGAACUAAUCCCUGGUGCUGAAUUCAGGUGCUUUGUCAAGGAAAACAAGCUUAUAGGUAUAUCCCAGAGGGACUACACUCAAUACUACGGUCAUAUCUCUACGCAGCAUGAGGAGAUCUGUAGAUCGAUACAGGAGUUUUUCAAGAAACACAUACAGUAUAAAUUCUUGGAUGAAGACUUUGUUUUUGAUGUGUACCGAGACAGCAAGGGUAAGAUUUGGUUAAUAGAUUUUAACCCAUUUGGUGAAGUAACAGACUCCCUGCUGUUUACGUGGGAAGAACUGACCUCUGGGAAGAACUUGAAAGAAGACCAGGGUGAAGGGGAAGCGACAGAACAGGACUACCCAGUUUUCCGUUGUACAAACAGUAAGGUUACUGUCCAGCCGAGUCCAUACCUGAGUUACCGACUGCCGAAAGAUUUUGUGGACCUUUCUACAGGAGAGGACGUUCACAAAUUAAUUGACUUCCUUAAACUGAAAAGAAAUCAGCAAGAUGAUGACUGA
Molecule: messenger RNA, 522 nt
Organism: Mesitornis unicolor (brown roatelo)
Lineage: Eukaryota; Metazoa; Chordata; Aves; Mesitornithiformes; Mesitornithidae
Gene: CDC123
Product: cell division cycle 123
Exons: 6
Cellular component (GO): cytoplasm
Source: RefSeq, a predicted model, not a curated record